This is a messenger RNA of Penicillium vulpinum, 297 nucleotides long. RefSeq lists its product as uncharacterized. The transcript has a single exon. The coding region runs from base 1 to 297 and encodes 98 amino acids. Lineage: Eukaryota; Fungi; Ascomycota; Eurotiomycetes; Eurotiales; Aspergillaceae. The record is from RefSeq and is a predicted model, not a curated record.
AUGAGCGGUUCCAGAGCAUAUACCUCUCGGGAGGCGACAGAAGCACCAGGAUUCUUACGAUAUCUUUUGGAAGAAGGAUAUUCCCACAAAGAAGUGGAAGAUGAGUACAACUGGACUUUCAUCUCAAACUAUCCUCGGAAAGCUAGGCGUCUCAUCGAAAAUUUUCCGACUGGUCUGAAAAGAAAGCGGUAUCUCACUGCGCCUCAACCUCAGGGUCAAGCUAAGAAGCCUAAGCGUCUACAAUCCGGUAUCACAACCAUGCCUUUAUUGACAUUCCUACGAGAUAUCACUAACUGA